Molecule: messenger RNA, 1048 nt
Organism: Drosophila willistoni
Lineage: Eukaryota; Metazoa; Arthropoda; Insecta; Diptera; Drosophilidae
Product: retinol dehydrogenase 12
Exons: 4
Coding region: 56-934 (292 amino acids)
Source: RefSeq, a predicted model, not a curated record
GACACCGAGAUAUGAUUCAAUUGAAGUAUAAAGCUUAUAGUCGACGGUCAUUGAUAUGGGUUGGCUGAGAGAUGGAAAAUUUACCAAACAAACCAAUGAAAUUGGAAAAGUUGUUAUUGUGACUGGUGCAAAUACUGGAAUAGGUAAGGAGACUGUAAGGGAAUUGGCCCGACGAGGAGCCACCGUUUAUAUGGCAUGUCGGGAUAUGGAAAAGUCUGAAAAAGCAAGGCGGGAAAUCGUUGAAGAAACCAAAAAUGAAAACAUUUUCACUAAACAUUUGGAUUUAAGCUCACUGGAUUCUAUACGUAAAUUUGUCGAAGAAUUCAAAACCGAACAAGAUCAGCUGCACAUUCUGAUAAAUAAUGCCGGUGUUAUGCGAGGUCCUCGUCGUUUAACUAAAGACGGUUUUGAAAUGCAAAUCGGCGUCAAUCAUAUGGGUCAUUUUUUGUUGACCAAUUUGCUACUAGAUAACCUUAAGGCCGCCCAUUCCAGUCGCAUUGUGGUAGUGUCCAGUGGUGUACAUUGUUUUGGCAAAAUUAAAACUACCGAUUUGAAUAGCGAGAAAUCAUAUUCCGAGGGCGGAGCCUAUAGCCAAAGUAAAUUGGCCAAUAUCCUAUUCACCAGAGAAUUGGCCAAACGUUUGGAGGGCACUCGUGUUACCGUAAAUGCCUUGCAUCCUGGUGCUGUGAAUACGGAACUGGGAAGAAAUUGGAGUGCUGGAAGAGUCUUAUGGCCAAUAUUAUCGCCAUUCAUGAAGUCACCAGAGGGUGGAGCUCAAACAACGCUUUAUGCAGCUUUAGAUCCCCAGUUGGAAUUGGUUUCCGGCCUUUAUUUUGGCGACUGUAAGCCAAUGAAUGUUUCAAAGGCAGCCAAAGAUGACAAAACUGGCAAAUGGCUAUGGGAGGAGAGUGAAAAGUGGACAGGUCUCGCCUAGGUUACAAAUUAGUUUAAUAGAUUUAUUAAUUAUUGUACUCAUAAUAUAUUUCCUAAUGUUGUUUAUUAUAAAAAAACUUUGACUUCAAAUGAAAAACAAAAUUUACUGUUAAUA